Lineus longissimus is the source of this 3392-nucleotide messenger RNA. Its product is annotated as alpha-1,6-mannosyl-glycoprotein 2-beta-N-acetylglucosaminyltransferase-like. Gene Ontology annotation, biological process: protein N-linked glycosylation; oligosaccharide biosynthetic process. The record is from RefSeq and is a predicted model, not a curated record. Gene Ontology annotation, molecular function: alpha-1,6-mannosylglycoprotein 2-beta-N-acetylglucosaminyltransferase activity. Gene Ontology annotation, cellular component: Golgi membrane; Golgi stack. The transcript is spliced from 9 exons. The coding region runs from base 949 to 2310 and encodes 453 amino acids. Lineage: Eukaryota; Metazoa; Nemertea; Pilidiophora; Heteronemertea; Lineidae.
GAAAAUGGUUGCCUAGCUCUAUUCUUGUCAUGUUGUUGGGACAGUAGUGCUAGUUUCAGGCACAGUUUCUCUCCUUUCUUCUCUUUGAUCAAACACUUUGAACAAAUGAUGAUCAAGACGCAUGUGUAAAUAAGUUGUGUGACGGUGAUGUUGCAAGCCCCUAAUGUGGUGUUAAUAAUGAAACAGCAUGGAGACCGACUGUAGAACACCAUGAUGAUGUGUCAAAGUCGUAACACAAAUAGUGGCUGUUUAGCACUGCACACGGUGUGUGGAACUUGAUUAUCUUUGCAGCUGAUAUUUUGUGGGGCUCAUUAAAUAAUUGAGCUUGUUUACCACACAGCUUGUACUUGUAUUGUGUGGGUGCUGGAAUUGUGUGGCAUGUAUACAUUGUGCGCAGCUGUUGAGAGAUGACACAAGUGACUCUCUGCCAGUAGUGACAGCUGUAACACACUCAGCUGACCACCAUUAUCAAUUCUUGAACACUUGUCAGCUUUCUAUUGAUUCAGUACUUGAGUUGAAACUUGAUGGCUCUGGUUCCACAUUUGAACAUGCCAUUGAUUAUCUUGGUUGUGCAUGGGAUUAGCUGACAGCCUUGACAACUGAUAGCACCUCAAGUUUUAUGUAACUUAGUGAUAAGCUAAGUAAAUGUUCAUUGCGCUAGAGGGGGAUAUGAACUCAGUGUAUGUUUUAUCAUCAGAGAACAGCAUGAUAACACAUGUUACUAGUUGACUUAAAAGUCUUCUGUGAACAAGGGCUCGGAGAGUUCCAAACUGCUGCAGAGUCUUAUUGAGUGGAGAGGCCAAUCAGUAGCUGCUGAUAUUCUUUUAUUAGUGCUGAUAUUUUCGGGAUAACUCCCUGGAGUUAGUGGAUAGUACGAGUUGACACUUAUCACAUGGUACGUGGAAACUUGUCCUGCCUUGGACGUGUACAGUUGGUGCUCCGCGAGCUAUGCGUGUACAGCCCCGCCGAAUUGUCAAGUCAGUGUUGACGCUGCUUGUGAUUGCAUUUAUAAUUCUGAACCUGCUCAUCAUAUUACGGGAUGGUGAGUCAGAUUCAUCCAAGGAGAGUAUGUUGGCUGAGUUACCUAAGGACAAGACAGACGCUCCAUCGCAAGGCUUAUCUUCGCCAGAGAUGGAUGCUCCUCAGAACAGCACCAUCAAGAACAACACAUUGAAUCACGAGUUAGUCAACGAGCAAAAUCUGACUGCUAUUUUACACUCCGUUUACGAGAUUAAUCGACAACAAAAGAUCUUCAAUCGGGAGAAAUUGGAACCAAAUUUCCCGAGUGAUCCGAACAGUGUCGUUAUUGUUAUACAGAUUCAUUAUCGGCCCGUGUAUUUACGCCAUCUUGUGAACUCUCUUGCUAAAGCUCGGGGCAUCGAGAACACCCUCGUCAUAUUCAGCCAUGACAUCUUUUCUAAUGAACUCAAUGACAUCGCCGAAUCUAUCGAGGCCUUUCCGGUGAUGCAGAUCUUCUACCCAUUCUCAAUGCAAGUCUACCCCCAUGAAUUCCCAGGUGAACAUCCGAAAGAUUGCCCAAGAAACAUUAACAAGAAAAAAGCUGAAGAGCUGCGCUGCCAGAAUGCUGCAUAUCCUGACAGAUAUGGCCAUUACCGGGAAGCCAAGUAUACACAGACCAAGCAUCAUUGGUUUUGGAAGAUGCAGCGUGUCUUUGAUGAGCUUGAUAUCCUCAAGGGCUUCCAAGGUCAUGUCCUAUUGUUAGAGGAGGAUCACUUUGUCUCUGAUGACUUCCUUCACGUCCUUCGCCAGAUGAAACAACUCAGGGAAACCAACUGUCCACAGUGUGGUGUUCUAACUUUGGCAACUUAUGACAAACGACCAAGCUAUGUGCCAAACUCCGGCAGGGUUGAAAUGAGUCCGUGGAUAUCUGCUCGACACAACAUGGGCAUGGCCUUCAACAGAAAUACAUGGAACAAGAUAAAACAAUGUGCAAAGCAAUUCUGUGAGUUUGAUGAUUAUAACUGGGACUGGACGUUACAGUAUCUUGGAAUGACAUGUGUUGAGGGCCAUUUACAGGUGCUAGUGGCCAAGUCACCACGUGUCUUUCAUAUAGGAGAAUGUGGCGUUCACCAUAAAGGCAAGGACUGUAACCCACACACAAAGGUUGCCCAGAUAGAACUUCUGCUGUCAAAUAAUCGUCAAUAUCUCUUCCCACAAAGCCUGAGUUUUAUUGGACACGCCAAAGUAGCUGUGAGGCAGCCAAAGCCUAACGGAGGUUGGGGAGAUAUACGAGAUCAUAGUCUAUGUCUUAGUUUUGUAAAGAAAGCCAAAAAUCCAAUACGGAGGUAGUAUUAGGCACAGGUAACAUCAUGGCAGACAUAUCAGGUUAUUAAGUUAACAACAGUGCUGCAUGUUUUAGAAGGACAUUUUAUACACUAAAAACAUAGCAUGAUUACCAGUCAUCCAAAAUACUAAUAAUAAUUAUUUUUCAUUUUGUGGCCAAAAAUUUACUUAUUUUUCUCCAGAAAGUCUUUUCCCCAUGCUUGUUCCUGGCGAUACAGUUGCACAGUGUCCAAUGAAUUCAAUGUAAUUGGCAGAGUGUUAAUGUUAAGGCCCUUCUCUAAGUCUUCCAUGGUCUGAUGCAUGGUCUUCUUACCCUAGACAUGCUAGAUGUGCACACUAAUUACUGCUACUAGUCUUUGCCAAAGUCUUCUGGGAAUAGAAAUGGACUAUUGUCUUAUCCAGUUUGUCUUGUGUCUCGAUAAAGAAUAAUGUUUGUUGUCUGUUAUCUUAAUCCCUUGACUAAUUCACUACCUUGUAACAACCACUUGUGGAGGAGGACUGGCACUCUGGUAUUGUCACUGUGGAAAAUAACCAACUCAUGUUGCCCCCUAUCUUAAUCCCUUGACUAAUUCACUACCUUGUAACAACUGCUUGUGUGCAACCUAGUGGAGGAGGAACCUGCACUCUGGUAUUGUGACGCGGGAAUUCUGGAAAGAACCAGCUCACGAAUCGUUGAUGUUAGUCACCAAUAUUGAUCCACAGGACUAGAACCUUUGAGAUGAAGAACUUUGAGAGUCAGUAAGUUAGAGAGCUGUAUGCUGUUAUGUUUCAGGAGCAAUGUAAAGCGAGUCUUUGCUCCUUUGAAUCACUCUGUAUGUUAUCAAGAAAUAAUGCCUCCUAUCAAGCAUUCCCAAUUUGUGAACCUUCCAACUGCGAAACUCUUUUCACUAGAUGCUUGCUUCUUUUGACUGCGGUCAAAGCUUUAUUUGUGCCAUUUUAAAUGACUGUCUUGGUGCUUUGUGGUGUAUUUUAUGUAUCAAAGUGCGACACUUUAUAUUCAUUAUAUCAUUAUAUUUAUCACUUGUAUAAAGUUUAUCAUGUAAAUAAUACAUGUAACAGAAUUUUAAUAAAUCAAAUGAAUAAAUAGA